This is a messenger RNA of Didymosphaeria variabile, 1854 nucleotides long. RefSeq lists its product as uncharacterized. Lineage: Eukaryota; Fungi; Ascomycota; Dothideomycetes; Pleosporales; Didymosphaeriaceae. The transcript is spliced from 2 exons. Gene Ontology annotation, molecular function: oxidoreductase activity, acting on CH-OH group of donors; flavin adenine dinucleotide binding. The record is from RefSeq and is a predicted model, not a curated record. Gene Ontology annotation, biological process: secondary metabolite biosynthetic process. Bases 1 to 1854 code for a protein of 617 amino acids.
AUGGCUGUCUUUUCGCGGGUGGCCGUACCAUUCGUUUCGGCGCUUUUCACUCUCACUUCUGCUGCUUAUUCCUCGGGCAAUGCUACUAAUGUCACUGAGUAUGACUACGUAAUCGUUGGCGGAGGCAUCACCGGUCUGGUCGUGGCGAAUCGAUUGUCCGAAAACAAGAACAAAACCAUCUUGGUUAUCGAGGCUGGUGAGAACAUAGACACCCAGGGAAAUACGAUACCGUACAAGGCAAACGACAUCGCAGCUGCUGCACCACUGAAAUGGACCGGUUUUACGACCCAACCCGAGGCUCAGCUUGGCGACAAGACCUAUAAUGUCAAUGUGGGUAAAGUUCUCGGCGGCGGUUCCGUUAUCAAUGGCAUGGUCUAUGAUAGGGGUAAUGCGGCUGACUACGACGCCUGGGAGGCGCUCGGUAACGAGGGUUGGGGAUGGGCUGGUAUGGAGCCCUACUUCAUCAAGGGUACGACCUUCCAGCCGCCUUCAGCAGAGGUGGCGGAAGCCUUCAACAUCACCUGGGAUCCAGAUACGUACGGCAACGGGCCUUUGAGCGUCAGUAUCACUGACACCCAAUAUGCUGAUAUCAACGAGUACUGGGCGGCUUGGAAGGCCUCCGGUGUCAGCGUUCCUGUCGACGGUAACUCUGGCGCUGUUGGUCCGUCAUGGUUUGGAAACACGAUGGACAAGAGGACUGGUCGCCGGGCUCACGCUCGUUACGCUUACUACGACCCUAUCGUCAACCGCACCAACCUCCACGUCAUGACAAAGACCACAGCACAGAAAAUCGUAUGGGACAAGGCCCAGGAAACCAUGGCGCGAGGUGUCGAGAUCCAGGACGCGAACAACAAGACAUCCGUUGUAUUCGCGAAGAAGGAGGUCAUCCUGGCAGCGGGUGCGGUUCAAACACCUAAGCUGCUGCAGAUCAGCGGGGUUGGUCCCAGGUCGGUUCUCGACGCAGCCGGUGUCCACGUGAGGUACGCGAACGAUGGCGUUGGCUCGAACUUCCAGGACCAUCCUUACGGAACCAUUGUCUUCAACACCACAUCGAAGGCAUUCCCUAAUGUGAACUCGCUUACGACCAAUGCCACUUUUAACGCUUCCGCCUGGGAAGAGUAUGUGGAGCACAAGACUGGGCCGUACACCUACGCGCGCGGUAACGCCCUGGCUUUCAUCUCCCUCCCGGACAUGACCUCUGAGGUUGACGCACUCGUCGCGAGCCUGAGCAACCAGUCCGCUGCCUCAUACCUGCCUAACAUUUACCGCAACAGCACCAAGUUGCUGAAGGGAUUCGCUGCUCAGCGAGAGGUCAUUGCCGGCUUGUUCAAGCGCAGGGAUGCUGCCGUGGCUGAGUUCCCAGUUCCUCCGGAUGGUGCUUACGGGCUCGUCGGUAUCGAGAAGCCCCUUUCGCGUGGUAUCAUUCACCUCAAUGCUUCGAACCCGACCGGACCUCCCACCAUCCAGUUCAACGCCUUCAUGAACCCUGUUGACAAGAAGAUCCUCGGAAUUGGUACGCGUUUCUUCCGCAGUGUGUGGAACCGCCCUGAACUUUCGGAACUCGUCCAUGGCGAGACGAUUCCUGGCGCCAACUACACCUCUGAUGAGGAGAUCUUCUCAGCUCUGUUGGCGAAAGCCUCGGUAGCACCAACAUUGUCGCACCCCUCAGCUUCGUGCCCCAUGAUGCCGGAGGAGAAUGGUGGUUGCGUCGACAGCACUUUGAUGGUGUACGGAACACAGCACCUUUCCAUCAUCGAUGCUUCCAUCAUCCCCAUUAUUCCUUCCUGCCACUUGCAAGCUACAAUGUAUGGUGUUGGUGAGAAGGCUGCGGAUGUGAUCAAGGCGAGGCAGUAG